AUGGCUGCCGACCCGUCAGCGUCGGCGUCGCCGCCGCGGCUGCCGCUCAGCGGUAGCAAGCGCAGCUUCGACAUCGCCUUCCUGGUGUCUUCGCCGCGCGCAGUGCUGGCCGCCAAGCUGGGACUGCCGCCGCGCCUGCCGCUCGGCUACCCGCUGCAGGUGGGCCUCGAGCUACUGCACAAGCCGAUGCUGCCGCCGCUGGCCGCCGGCGCGCUCGGCGCCAUGCUGCCGGGCCAGAACGUGUGCGCCCUCUGCCGCAUCAGCUUCCGUAUGACGUCCGACCUGGUAUACCACAUGCGCUCGCACCACCGCCGCCAGGGCGACGUGCAGCGGCGCGCGCACGAGGAGAAGCUGCGCUGCGCCGUCUGCGGCGAGACAUUCCGCGAGCGCCACCACCUGACGCGUCACAUGACGGCUCACACGGAGCGCGACGGCGAGGAGGCCAGGUGAGGCCCCGCACGCAGAGGCGGCCUCUCCUAGGUACAGCCGAGGUCUAGACGCCGCUGAGGUCCGAGGCCUCCGAAGGUGCCGCUUACGUCCACAGACGUCGCUGGGGCACCGCAGAGGUGUCUCGAGGUGUGAUCUCAGAGGGCUACGAGGCUUUUUGUGCGGCGAUCUCCUAGAGAUGCGUCAAUGUCCGGUGACCUCCCAGGGACGUGGUUGAUAACUCGCCCACGAUAUGGCGCGGUCACCCUCGUGACAUCUGACAGAACGUCGCGUGACAGCCUCUGUCCGAUGGGGGACCGACUCAAUCUCCGCCGCGUCUAGGCUCCAGUGCCAAUACAGACCUGAGCGUUCCCCACAACAUCCCAGACCGUUCCAGCCACACCCCUGCACGUCACUUCCGACGUGCCAACCUGAAUAGUAUCCCGCUCUGAGUAGCGUCCCACUCACAUCUCUUCCGGCAUCCCACCACUGCACCUGCUCUGCGCGACCCGGAGCGCUCUCAACAGAUGUUUGACUCGUCCGAGAGCGUAACCCGACCUGAACGGCUGCUGAUGGCACGCUCUGGAGGGGUCGGAUCAGACUGAGGAUCAGAUCAGGCGGAUCAGAGGCGAUCAGACCGAGGCGCAUGAAUCAAAGACAGGCCUGAAGUCGCGCAGCGGCACGAGGUAGUGUGGUUCGGAGGACUCCAGUGAGCUCGGUGUAUGGUGGCGUUUGAAGUCUCCCGCUCUAUCUCCUAGCUGGGAUGUGUCGAGUGUCAAGUGCCGGCGAUAGCUCGACCACGUCAUGCAGAGCCGGCUGAAGGAACCCUAUGCCGAUCGGUGCUCCCGUGGAUGAUUGUGCUUCGACUGUAUGACACUGUAGGUGCGUCCUCGAGGUAUGUUUGCGAAUCGCUGGAGCUGCGAGCGGACCCCUGAGUGUUGGCGAACCGCUGGAGCUGCGAGCGGACCCCUGGGUGUUUGUGAACCGCCGGAGCUGCGAGCGGACCCUGAGGUAUGUUUGUGAACCGCUGGAACUGUGAGCGGACCCCUGUGUGUUUGUGAACCGCUGGAGCUGCGAAUGAACCCCUGGGUGGUCUGUUGUCGAUUCACUGAUGAGGCUUGUGAAUGGAGACAUGUGAUCACGUAUUGCAGACGAUGGGUGAUACUGCGUUAUUGCGCGCUCGGUUGUUCUUAGUUCUAGCUGUGUGCGGAGGGCUAGCUGAAACGACACUGGACGCCCUGCGGUGUUGCUGAUGAACCGCUACAUUCGCUGGAAGGAGUAUUGUGCGAUGUGCAUGUGACACGGCACGGACGCCCGGUGUGCUCGUGGCUUUCCUGAACUGGCGCAUUAAAGAUGGCAGUUUUUCGUGGCUAAGCUUAUAGGCAAUGCCAUCAAACUAAUUUGAAGACAGCUAGUGUUACACUUUUAGCCUGUUGGUAACAAGAAGGUUGCGGAGUGCUUUGCCGUGCCAUGGAUUGCGUUUUGAAUGUAAGAAUAAAAAGUGACUG
Molecule: messenger RNA, 1934 nt
Organism: Pollicipes pollicipes
Lineage: Eukaryota; Metazoa; Arthropoda; Thecostraca; Pollicipedomorpha; Pollicipedidae
Product: PR domain zinc finger protein 8
Exons: 2
Coding region: 1-450 (149 amino acids)
Biological process (GO): regulation of DNA-templated transcription
Cellular component (GO): nucleus
Source: RefSeq, a predicted model, not a curated record